Astyanax mexicanus (Mexican tetra) is the source of this 3664-nucleotide messenger RNA. RefSeq names its product HAUS augmin-like complex, subunit 6 (gene haus6). Gene Ontology annotation, cellular component: mitotic spindle microtubule; HAUS complex. Bases 373 to 2790 code for a protein of 805 amino acids. The record is from RefSeq and is a predicted model, not a curated record. The transcript has 16 exons. Lineage: Eukaryota; Metazoa; Chordata; Actinopteri; Characiformes; Acestrorhamphidae. Gene Ontology annotation, biological process: spindle assembly. Gene Ontology annotation, molecular function: microtubule binding.
GGAUGUAGUUCAUUCUGUUUCCGGUAUGGCGCUGUUUUCUAAAACUAUUUGGCGGUUAGUGGGGAAUGGUGGAUUAGUCAAAGUCCGGCGCUGAUCGAGUGGAGAGGAUUCAUACCGCGCUCCUAUAAGUUAUUAUUGUGGGGCUCUGGGUGUGAGACAGGGCGCUGCCUGGCUGUGAGCGGGGUAUUUACCGGGGCGUUUCCGCUCAGUAAUGCUCUCGGUAGAUCCGCCGCUGUAGAUCCGAACAGGCGGUGCCGUCCGGAGGGCGGUUAGUUUAUCUGAAGCGGCUCUGCUGCUGCUGCUGUUGUUCUGAGUUUGGUUUCUGAUUUCUCUGUUAAACGGGUCAGUGUUACCCGUUUACCCGCGGCCAGUAUGAUGUCUCAUCUCCAGGAGGCGAACGGUAAAUACCUGUGGUGGUUUCUGCAGAGUCUGGAGUUCCACCUCGACGGAUCUGCGGACAAAUCCAAACACCUCAAUCUGGGAAUGAACAUGUUUGAUAAGCCAAACAAAGAAGCCUUCUACAUCGUCACUCAUUUCUUGUUCAAGAAGUUGAAUCCUUCACGUACACUAGAUGUGUUUAGACAUUGCUGGCCAAUUUUGAAUCGCAAGCACGAUGCUGAAUUUCGUAAAGUGGCUUUUGGAUGGCUCCAGGAAAUAGCGAAUGAAGAAGGAAGCAGUUUUCCCAAGGUUGUUGCUUCACACUUGCUGUCUCCAUCUGGACCACGGUUCGUCAAUUUAAUGCUUCACUUGGCCAAACAUGUCAUGGUGAAAUUGAUGAAGACCUAUACCACAGAUGGCACAUGGGUUCCAGAGGCUGCAGCUGUUCCUGCAAGUAAUCCAGAUUUGCUUAUGAAGCGUUGUCAGAUGGUAAAGAGACAUUUUGAGAGAGCAUCUGUGGCACAGGAUAGUCUCAUUCAGGACUAUCAAAAGAGAGCCAGAUAUUUGGAGAAGUCUUUAAAGAGCCAUAAGGCAGAAGAAGUCAACUAUAUUGAUUUGCUCAAAAAAUACGAGAACACUGUGGAUCUGGAAGGUGAAAGUCUGUCAAAGACUCAUCACAAGGUUCAAAUUCUAUGGGCGGAGAUUGACAAGUCCUUGUCUGGCCUAGAAGGAGAGCACAGGAUUUUGGAUAGUGUGAUCCAGGGUAACGUUGACCAAUAUGUCCUGGAUGGGAAGGACAUUUGUGUGAAGAUACCUGCAAUAUUGCUAGAGAGAAUGGAGAGAUUAUCACACCAGACCAGUAUUGGGAGCUUGUAUGAGGGAGGACAGCCUGUCUUGUUGCGGUUGCUAGAGCUCCUGAACGUGGUUUUGAGUAUCCUGAGCGAGGAGCGUGCAAAAGUUUCAUGUCCCAGUUUGCAGCUCAACCAGCAGACUCUUCAGGAGCAAGCUUUGCUCAUGAGACGCUCAAAGGAGACAUUGAAAAACAUGAGGCGAAAUCUGGCCAAGGGGGAUAUACCACAGACUAAAAACACAAUUAAGAAGCUGGAGGUGGAUUGGGAAAAGAAGUGGGCUGAAUGUUUGAGGCAUACUCCUUUGAUUUCGUUCCUCAAUGAGGAUCCUGUUUUAGACUUCAUUUCCCCAAUGGCGCCUUUGUCAUUUGAACCAGCAACUGAAGCUAGCUUUAAGGCUAGUAUAUUUUCACAGUAUCCUGCUAAGCCUCCUGAAUCUGUAGACCAGACUCUGAAAGAAAAAACAUCUUCAAAGAAUGAGGAUGUCAACACUGAAGUUGAUUUUUCAAGAUCCAUUUCAGCCAUGGACAAAACAGAAGACUUGCUUUUUUCCAGCUGCUUUGCUUCACCAAGGUGUACAUCACCUUAUAUGGCACGUCCUGGAACACCUACUGGUUCUGCAAAAGCCCCAGCAUUCGCUCCUACUCCUAGCCCUUUUCAGACAAGCAAUGGUAGAAACUUUACGUCACAAACCAAGACAUCUGCUUUGAAGCCAAGGGCUCAGAUUAUGGAAUUGGAAUAUGAUAAUCUUGCAAGUCAGUUUGCUGAAGCUGUGGCAAUGAGUCCAUUGGAUGGUAGGAGAAGUGGUAUGGAGCUGGAGCAGUUGCUAAACACAUUAUCAGACCCCUUCACAACAAAGAAACAGCUGCCUCGCACACCAGAAAGCUUGCUUAUGGAUGUGAGAGCCUCGUGGAGAAAAGCUGUAGAAGAAGGAAAAACUGAGAAGAAGCAUGAGAAAAAGCACGAGAAUGACUCCGACUCUGUUCUCAGGACCCCCAGUACAGACCUACGGAACCCCAAACCAGUUUUCCCGAGUGCUUCUGAAAGUGUGGGCCCUCUUCCCUGUAGUUCCCCUCCAUUCCAGCAGGAGGCCUCAGCCCACUCCACAAUCACAUGGGACUCCACACAGCUGGAGGCUCUUGGCCAAAACUCCAGCAAUAUUAUUGAGCUUAGUAUUGCCCAAGAGACAUUUCCAGAAAUGGAGGAUGAUUUCUCUUUUAACUGUGGUGGUGAUGAACUGCAGGAGGUAGAGAGUGAGGGAGAGGACAUUGAACUUGUACUUCCUCCAGUCAUCUUGCAUUCACCUGAAGAAGCAGAGCCAGCCCUUCAAGUGGCUCGAAAACGCUUGGCAACCCUUGGAGAAUCCCCCUUUAUAGCAGCAUGCCGGGAAAUGGAGGCUGAAGUCCUGCCAUCAGCAGGAAGGAAAAGCUUUGGCUUGAGCAACUGUAGUGGUGAAAAGGUGUUUUCUCUGGACUUGGAGCAGUUGGAGGGGUUCUCAUCUCCUCUACGAGAGGAGCUCACUUUGCCUAAUCUUGUGACCUUCUCGCCUAUGGAUGAAUUUUGACUUGCGAACUGACUAAAAUAAUGGCACAGUAUCACUAUUUUUCCACAAACUCUACCAGUGUCUUUGAAGGCAAUUUGUAUAGAUGGCGAGACACUGCAUGUAGUGGAGAUUUUUAACUCUUCUGUAAGCCUUAAGCUGUUUCAGCCUUAACAAGGUCAUCAAACACACUGCCCUGUACUUUUGAGUUUUUCCCCCCUGCUCUUAACCCACCUGAUCAAAUUUAUCAGUUUACUAACAAACUUGUAAAAAAUUUGUGUACAAAUGGAAAAACAUUCAGGACGCUGCACUUCCAUUAUUAGGAGAAACAAAAGCUGUGUUCCAAAAUCUAGGUUGCAGUUGAGGAAGGCUUUGUCCUCGGUAGGAUUGUCUUAAGACUUCUUCAUAGUAGCUUAUUGAUUACACACAUGGAACGGUCUAACCAGGCUUUGUGGCGACAUGACCAUGCAAAUUGUGUGUACUUUUCCUUGUAUAAAUUCAAAUAAUUAAAAACAUUCAACAUAAUUUUUACAGUAAAUUUGUAUGCUCUGAUGGCAUGGAUUAUCCACAUCAGUUGUGUCCUACAAAUUGUCUGAAUGUGUACUGCUUUUCUGUGCUUUAUACUUUGGAACAGCCUUCUAUCGUGUAGUGGCUGAGAAAUGCAGCCUAGCAUUUGGAACGCAGAUACUGAUUUAAAACGUACCUUUCUUUGUCUUAAGACCAAUAAUAAUGUGUAUAUAUUUCUUUUGUACAUGUAUAUUGCUACACAUUUCAAUGACCAUGAUUAGAUUGUACAGCAAUAAGAUUUUUCAUAAAUAUGAAUUUGGCUAACCUGUAGCUAUCACACUUGAGGUUCACAUGUGAGUUUCUCUGUGUUGUAAUAAAGAAAAUAAUUUUU